UAAACUGUUUUGCCUUCUCCCAAUGUUUAUCAAACAAAAUCUUAUUCUCUAUUCUCUAUUUUUUAAGCUUUGUAUGUGAUGCUGUUGAUGGCUGGUGUGCCCGCAAAUUCAAUCAAGGUAAAGUUUGGUUUUUUGCUGACUCUUUUACUGAUUAUUGAGUCCUUCAAAAUCGUCUGGAACUUUAAAUCUGGAAAAUCAGUUCGAAACUGAGGGAAUGCCAAUAUAUCACAGCUAUAAUUUGCUUAGAUAUUUCUUUGAGACACAUUUACAGUAUGAAUUUCAGGUAAUAAUAAUACUGAUUUUCACACAUUCGUAAGGUUCAUGCUAAAGAGGACACAUAUAUGUAUUUUUCUACUACUUUUCACUUAACUAUGGGUUAUUUAGUGGCAAAUUUAGAUGAAGAUAUAAAGUGUCCACCAAAUGUGGAUUCAUCAUGUGCUGACUGCCAAGGCCAUAAGCAAGUAUUAAACAAGAAAAUAGAAGGAUAACGUGGCAUAUAUGCUAAAGACUAAAGAGAGUUGGCUUAAUUGGUAUGAUCAACCAUCAUUGACGAAAAAGGUCUUGGGUUCAAAUUUUCUGCUAGUGGUCUUUCAUUGGUAUGUAAUGUUGUCAACCUUUGGAGCUGUGCUGGACAUGGUAACAGACAGAAUUAGCACUGCUUGUCUACUUGUAGUCCUUUCCCAACUGUACAAGCCUAGCCUUAUCUUCUUGUCAUUGCUUGCUUUAGAUAUUGCCAGCCACUGGCUGCAAAUGUACAGCACUUUCUUGACGGGAAAGACUAGUCAUAAAGAUGUAAAAGACAGCAGCAGCUGGCUUUUCAGGGCAUACUAUGGAAAUAGGAUGUUUAUGGCUUACUGCUGUGUCUCAUGUGAGGUUCUUUACUUAAUCCUGUUUUAUCUUGUGGAGAAUCAAACACAGAAACUGGUGGACGUUAUAUCAAGUAAUUUACAAAAGAUAUCAUUACUUUCUCUCCUAAUGGGUUCUAGUUUAUUUGGAUGGGCAGUCAAGCAAAUUAUAAAUGUUAUCCAGAUGAAGACAGCAUCAGAUGCAUGUGUGCUUUAUGACAUCGAAAAAAAACAUAAGAACUGAUAUUUCUUCCACGACCCGAAUCCCUUAUCUUUGUUUUUCAGUACCAAGUUGUGCGCUCAAAGAUUAAUAUGAAUUAUCCCAGAUGGCAAUUGGGAUUGAAUUGUUCGGUUUUCUAUAAUUUGUAAUGAAAGAAAAAGAACAUACUGAACUAAAGAAUCUACCUUUCCAUAUAGCUGAAAGAUUCUGUAGCGCAAUGUUCAGUGCUUUUUUGUUUAGCCGCUGUUAAUCACACUGCGACGCUAAGAAAGAUUUGUUCA
This is a messenger RNA of Glycine soja, 1346 nucleotides long. Its product is annotated as probable CDP-diacylglycerol--inositol 3-phosphatidyltransferase 2. The record is from RefSeq and is a predicted model, not a curated record. Gene Ontology annotation, cellular component: Golgi apparatus; membrane. Gene Ontology annotation, biological process: phosphatidylinositol biosynthetic process. NCBI's taxonomy places the organism in Eukaryota, Viridiplantae, Streptophyta, Magnoliopsida, Fabales, Fabaceae. Gene Ontology annotation, molecular function: CDP-diacylglycerol-inositol 3-phosphatidyltransferase activity. The coding region runs from base 499 to 1089 and encodes 196 amino acids. The transcript has 11 exons.